AUGGGGAUCUGCGCCUCGUCGAGGCGCGUGCAGCAGGAGGAGGACUCCGACGAGAACGUGGUGUACGUGAUGGACGAGCAGGGCGGCGGCGGGGGAGCGGACGGGGACGGCCAUGGCCGGAAGGUGGCCUCCCUCUUCUCGCAGAAGGGCAAGAAAGGGCCCAACCAGGACGCCGUCAUCCUCUGCCAGGGAUUCGGAAUGGAGGACGGCGUGUUCUGCGGCGUGUUCGACGGCCACGGGCGGUGCGGGCAGUUCAUCAGCAAGCUGGUGAGGGACUACCUCCCCUUCAUGAUCCUGAGCCACCGGAACGCGCUCCUCCUGGGGGGCUCGGACGACGACGACGAUGACCCGGUCUUCAGCGACGCGUCGCCCGCGGCGUCGUCCACGGACGGCAGCGGGCGGUCGUCGCCGAAUGCGCUGGCGCCGGCGCAGCUGCUGGAGGAGUGGCGGGAGGCCUGCGCCAACGCGUUCCAGGCCAUGGACAAGGAGCUCAAGCUCCAGGCCAACGUGGACUGCAACUUCAGCGGCACCACCGCCGUGUGCGCCAUCAAGCAGGGCAAGGACCUCAUCAUCGCCAACCUCGGUGACUCCAGAGCCGUGCUGGCGACCAUGUCGGAGACCGGAUACCUCAAGGCCGUGCAGCUCACCACCGACCAGAAGCCCAACGUGCCUCAGGAGGCUGAGCGGAUCAAGCGCUCCAACGGCCGCGUGUUCGCGCUCAAGGACGAGCCGUCGGUGCUGCGCGUAUGGCUCCCCGACGAGGACUGCCCCGGUCUGGCCAUGGCCCGGUCGCUGGGGGACUACCGCCUGAAGCGGCACGGCGUGGUGUCGGAGCCCGAGGUGACGCACCGCCGCGUCGCGUCGGGGGACCUGUUCAUCAUCCUGGCCACGGACGGCGUGUGGGACGUGCUGAGCAACGAGGAGGUGGUGUCCAUCGUCUGCGCCACCCCGCGGAAGCAGCACGCGUCCAAGGCCGUCGCCGAGGCCGCCGCGCAGCGGUGGCGGACCAGGUACCCGGCGUCACGCGUCGACGACUGCUCCGCCGUCUGCCUCUUCCUAAGGGACCAGCAGGACUGGGCCAGCAGCGUCGCCGCGGCCAAGGCCAAAGGCGGCCGCCGCGAGACCGCCGCACGGCCGCUAGCCGCUAGUGCUAGCUAG
Miscanthus lutarioriparius is the source of this 1158-nucleotide messenger RNA. The record is from the annotation of a GenBank genome assembly. NCBI's taxonomy places the organism in Eukaryota, Viridiplantae, Streptophyta, Magnoliopsida, Poales, Poaceae.